Messenger RNA from Clarias gariepinus (North African catfish), 3521 nucleotides. RefSeq names its product major facilitator superfamily domain containing 13A (gene slc68a1a). Lineage: Eukaryota; Metazoa; Chordata; Actinopteri; Siluriformes; Clariidae. Bases 998 to 2521 code for a protein of 507 amino acids. The record is from RefSeq and is a predicted model, not a curated record. The transcript is spliced from 9 exons.
CUUGCCAACUGGGCAGCAUGUGAUAGGAACAAGUCCCCUGGAGUAAAAUGAAAGCCGACACUGAACAGGAUGUGUAAGUUUACUCAGAUUAAACAGGUACUGGUGACUAAACUAGCUAUGAUGCUACGGACAUGCGACGUUUUUAGAUAGGCUUGUUGAAUGGGAAAGUCAGAAAAUCCUAGCUAGGACUUGUUAGCGCGCUAACUUAAUCUCUUGCUGUCAACCACGGGAGUAUUAUCCAAAUAAUAAUCGUGGGCAAAUUAAUAGAUUUAAAACAGAUUAAGGUUUUAUCCGGAAUAGAGGUUUAGAAGCCGGGUGAUAUAUAGAUAUAUGUUAUUGUAUCUUGCUAGCAUGUUGCGCCUGAUUAGCAACGGUAACUAAGGUUGCUUAUCUCUAGCUAAGUUAACGUUCGGUAGUUAUUUUAAUGUUAACCAACGUUAGUCAUCUUUAAGCUAACAAGUUAACUAUUUUCAGUUAUGAAACCUGUAUGAAUGCCUAAUAAUUUAGUAAAACCGGUUACGACGCUAGAAAGGGUUGGCUAGGCAGGUCGCAAAGUAUGUUAGUGGAACCAGUUCAUGUUGGCAGAUAGUUAGUUUACAGUAAGAGUAAACUAUGUGUAAGUCAUCAGUGAUAUUUGCAUGGAGAGAAAUGUUUGCUUUAUUUUUUUAUUAAAAGUACACAGGUGUGGAACCUGUCAUCAUAUCACAUUACUGGCUUGCUGUUAAUCUCAGUUUGGAUCAGAUAUGAGUUUGCACUACAGCAGGAACAAAGAAGCCACAUCUCAGAGAGAUGAGAUGGAUAUCUCUGUGCAUACAGUGACGAGAACCCCAGUGGUUUUGCUUCCCUGAUACAGUAAGAUCAGAUGGGACACUGACCAACAAUAACAAGAUUCAUACAGUCAUCUAGGACGAUGACUAUAUCCCGCCUGCCUUGUGGGAUGAGAGAACCUCUGCUGGUGGAGGAAAAGCAGAGAUAGUACAAGAGAAUGUAAAAAGAGAUGGAAAGGAGGGUGUGGAACUGUUGCCUGGGUGUCUCCACAGCUGUGCUGUAUGGCUCCCUUGCCCUUUUUGUCUCUAUACUCCAUAAUGUCUUCCUGCUUUAUUAUGUUGACACUUUUGUGUCAGUUUACAAAAUAGACAAACUUUCCUUCUGGGUGGGUGAGACUGUGUUCCUGAUAUGGAACAGCCUGAAUGACCCUCUCUUUGGCUGGCUGAGUGACCGCUCUUUUCUUAGCACCCCUCAGUCUGGAGCUCAGAUCUCUUCACCUGAAGUGGUGUUGAAACGCCUCCAGUCCCUCUCCAGGAAUGGUCCACUUUUUGCGCUUUCUUUCCUGGCUUUCUGGGUGGCCUGGGCCCACCCUGGUCUGCAGUUCCUCAUCUGCCUGUGCCUUUAUGACGGAUUCCUCACACUAGUGGACCUCAACCACAAUGCCCUGCUGGCUGACCUGGCCGUGUCUGCAAAUGAGCGCACACGCCUAAACUUCCACAGCUCCCUUUUCAGUGCCCUGGGCUCACUGUCUGUUUUCCUGUCGUACUCAUUCUGGGACAAAGAGGACUUUAUGUUGUUCAGGCUUUUUUGUGUAGCACUGGCUGCUCUGUCAUUGCUGGGCUUUGCUGUGGUAUCUCGAAUUUUGCGCCACAGGUUCCAAAAUGAGGUUAAAUCACGCAAGAAUGAAGAAGAGGCAUUUCUCAAGGAAUUGCGUGUUGGCCAGGUUCCUCUUGUUCAGACGGAGAAGCCCAUCACUCUUGGAGAUUAUCUGAAGCAGCUCUCCCGUCACAAAAAUUUUAUGUGGUUUGUUUCUAUGAAUCUGGUGCAGGUGUUUCACUGCCACUUCAACAGCAACUUCUUUCCUCUGUUUCUUGAGCACCUCUUAUCUGACCGGAUCUCUGCCUCCACUGGCUCCUUUCUGCUGGGCAUUUCUUACAUAGCUCCCCAUGUCAACAACCUUUACUUUCUUACAUUAAGUCAAAAACUGGGUGUCUACCGGGUUGUCCGUGGCCUCUUCAUUUUGAAACUGGCUCUUAGUAUAGUAAUGUUGCUAGCAGGAGCAGACCAGGUCUACUUGCUUUGCUUAUUUAUUGCCAGCAAUCGAGUGUUUACGGAGGGGACCUGUAAGCUGUUAAAUUUGGUCAUCACAGAUCUGGUUGAUGAGGACUUUGUAGUGAACCGGCGACAGCAAGCAGCUUCUGCACUGCUGUUUGGUAUGGUUGCUUUGGUAACAAAACCUGGCCAGACCUUCGCUCCCCUUAUUGGUACCUGGCUGUUGUGUGUGUAUACAGGUUAUGAUAUCUUUGAGAGGGGCCCUCUUAAAGACUCAGUGGCAGCUGUAGAUGUCUCAGGUACCGAGAGCUCUCUGCCACUGCGCCAGGGCUGCUUUUACCUACUGGUGUUUGUGCCAAUCUCCUGUGCCCUGCUGCAACUACUGGCAUGGUCUCGCUUUACCCUUCAUGGUCACAAAUUACGGGGCAUUAAAGCCAUGAGGCAGGGUGCUCAACAUCUCAGUGAUGUAAAGGCCAUCUAAUACUGCCCACCCCGUUCUUCACUGCCUCACACUGACUCAGGAUGGAGACUAGAAUUGCCUAAAAAAAAAAGGACAGUGUGACUGAAAUCUUGGAGAAACCUGCCUUAUUUUCUUAUUGUGAUAAAUCAUCUGCAUGUCUAUAUUUCUAAAUAAAAUGAUGUAGGGACCAAAUAUGAGCUGAUAAAACAAUUACAGUAUGUGGUCUGGGACCAUAUGGGAGAGAACCAUUUCUUCCUUUUAGACUGCACAAUACAAAAUUUUUUUGGGGUAAUGUAAGCCCCUAGCUUCAACAUUGGUUUACCUCCUAAGCAUUAUUAUUUUCUUUAAAACUCAUAGGCUUUUACCUAUUUAUUUAGCAGUAUGCUUAUCUCAUAUUUAGCAUUUUAGAAAAUACUCUGUAGCAGUUCAGGUCUAGUGGAUAUUAACUGCAUGAGCUUCUGUGGAGUGUUAUGUUGGUUCAUUUGCACAAACUUUUCUUCCCCCUCUUCAUUUGUUGUGUACAUUCAAAUAAAAAACAAAAACAAUUACCAAGCAUUAUACACUAAUUAUCCAUGAGUAUGUGAGUUAUACCAGUAAAUUACAUUUUUAAGGAUGAAAGUACUUUUGUAUAUUUUUUAAUUUAAAUUUUAUGACGUUACAAUUUAUACAAAUUGUGUAUUAACUUUCCAAAAAUGGAAAAACACAUUUUACAGUACUGCUCUUUUCAGUAUUUUAAUGUUGCUUAUAUUUUCCUUAUUUCUUGUUCUUAUUGUUUAUUUUGUGAUCAUGAAGAUGGUUUGUAACUCAGGAAAUUUGGCUAAUUUAAUGGUUUGCCAUUGUUGGUAAUGGUUUGUUCAUUUAUAUUAACGCUUUGCAGAAAAUGAAAAUAAUUGAUUUGCUUCAGCUAUUCAUGAGCCACUAAAUUCUUGAUUAGCUAAUGUAAUUGUUACCAAAAGGUACAUUUCUUAUUAGGGUUAUAUUGCUUAAAUUCUGUUUAAAUAAAAAUUUCACAAUUUUGAAA